AUGAAGUUCACUCUGAUCUCCUCCGCCCUCUUCCUGGCAACCGCUGCCAUGGCCGCCCCCGAAGGGUUUGACGUGAACUCUAUCGUCUCCGAUGCCGAGGGUAUCUACUCAACUGCCGUCAGCGGCGGCCAAUCUAUCGGAUCCGACAUCGCCUCAAAGGCCACCUCUAUCGCCGAAGCCGUGAGCACCGGCGGAUCCGCUGCCAUCUCAUCCAUCAAAAGCGAAGCUUCUGCCGUCGCCAGCGAAGGCAGCUCCAUCGGCUCUGAGAUCACUAGCCGGGUUGCCACCGCCAUUUCUGCUCAAACUACUCUGACUGACUCCGCCGGCUCGGCCACCGCUACCGAGUCCACUACCAUGACCAGCACAAUGUCCACCGGGUCUCCUUCCGGCUCUUCCUCCGCCUCUGCCUCUUCCUCCACCUCUGCCUCUGAUAAUGCGGCCUUCGCCCGUCCCACUGCUGUCGGAGCUGUUGCUGCUGGUAUGGCCGGCGUGCUUGGUGUCAUGGUUGCACUGUAA
This is a messenger RNA of Penicillium egyptiacum, 516 nucleotides long. The record is from the annotation of a GenBank genome assembly. NCBI's taxonomy places the organism in Eukaryota, Fungi, Ascomycota, Eurotiomycetes, Eurotiales, Aspergillaceae.